This is a messenger RNA of Plectropomus leopardus (leopard coralgrouper), 4044 nucleotides long. The record is from RefSeq and is a predicted model, not a curated record. NCBI's taxonomy places the organism in Eukaryota, Metazoa, Chordata, Actinopteri, Perciformes, Serranidae.
AUGAUGAGUGGAAAUAUUGUCUAUGACAAGAUCCACUUCAGGCAUGACCCAAAGUGGAGUGGCCGCCUGGGGCCUGAAGAGGGGGGCGGGCUGCUGCUCUGUGUGGCCUGUGUCAUUGAGAUGAUUGACAGUGACGAUAUAGCGUCGGUGAGGAAGUCUUUUGCCUUGUCUGGUAUCAGUGGGGUGCUGAAGUGUUCUCCAGGGUCCUUGAGAGAGCUUCUCCGACAGGACCAGACAGUCUCUCUGCGUUUUACAGCCUCUCUACUGGGGAUGCUUCACACCGUGGAGGACCCAGCCACUCUGGAAAAGGUCGACCAAGUGCUAGUUCAGCUGCUUUUGGAGCUUCAGAGCGAGCUGUCAUACCGUUUUGUUUUGGAUGAAAUACAAAACCAGAUGAAUGGUGACCUUAAUGUAAAGGAUUUCCAGCACACCUUCAGCUUUUUGGGGAACCUCAUGGAAGCAGUCCCCAACGUGGCCCAAAGACUGGUGACUCAGUACGUGCCCUUGCUGGAGCACUUGUGCUCUGCCUUGUUUUAUCCAGAUGAAGCACUGAAGGCUUCUAUCCUGCAUGUGUGGCUCAAACUGUUCGGGACAGCCGGGGGCUCGGUAGCCCAGUCGUUGCCUGUCGCCAUCAGGGACCGAGUGUGCAUCCUGUUGCUGCAGACCUUGGCCAAUGCCAGCUCUGCCCAACUUAUCAACAACUGCAUUGGCCUGCUGUGGCUGCUGGUGCAGCAGGGAGAGACGGUGUCUGUCCUGAUGAGCUGCCCCGGCGAUCAGAUCAAGUGCCAUGAGAACCAGAACAUCUACGCCAACAACAGCCAGACCCUCAGCCAGAACCAAGAGCAACAGUCCCCUGACCAAUGCCCUCUGCCUCUCAUACUGAAAAAGUUGCUGCUGAGUGGUGAUGAGAUGUUGCAGGCGUCGAGUGCAAAGUGUAUUGCAUCCAUCCUGCUUCACUCUCCCAGUCAGUGCAGUGCUCCCUUCAUCAAGGCCGAUGUAGCUGAGUUUCUGUUCGACCGUCUGGCCAGUAGCAAUAAUGAGGUGCUGCUGUGGUCUGUCUACAGCUGUUUGGUGUUACUGACUAAGGACCCACUCCUCUUCUCCCACUGUUACUCUGUCUAUGGUAUUGAGUCCCUGGUGCGCAGUCUGAAAGAGGCUCUGCGGCUGACCAACCUGGAAGUGCCGAAACAAGGUCUGCUGCUGCUUACUGAGAUACUGGAGAGGCAGCCACCAAGCAUGCGUCUGUUCCACAGUGGUUCAGGGUUUGUGGCAGUUUCAGAGGCUGUGAUAGGUGGAGUCUCCUCGUCCUGCCUGCUAGUAGCCACACAGGCUGUCACGGCUGCCUCUGCCCUGUUCAGACUGAACCACCAAUCCAUACCAGUCCAAUACGGGAAGAUGGAGGAAUUAAUUGAGGCCAUCACCAACAGAUUCUCUGGACUGUCCCUACCCUCUCCUGCUCAUCUCCGAAGCACUGGGAACCUGAAGAGGUCAGACCCCAACAGCCAGGCUUCCAGGUCUAAAGGAUUUCUGCUCCAGGCUCUGGUCUGUUUUCAGGCUGCCUGCAGGUUGUCUGAGGAGUGUGCAUCAGAGCCUGUUCUGAAGGAGAACACGUUUACAGCUCCAUCUAAACACAGCCAAGCUCAGGACUCACUGGAGUCCCUGUGUCAUCGUCUGCUGCGCUGCUGUGACGCUGUCUGGAUACCCACUGUCAUCAGAAUGUGUGAGCAUGCACCCAACCCUCAGAUCCUACAGCACUUCUACUCCAUCCUAUCCUACCAGUUCACCCUCCUCCCAUCGCUCAUGCCUGUCUUUGCAAAUAAGCUAGCGUCCUCAGGUUUCUACCGGCUGGCUCUGGAACACAAAGGGCUCCUCUGUGCAGGGAACAGGCACCCAAACCUGAAUACAUCUUGCUGUGGUUUUCUACAGAAACUCAGUGUGUGUCUGCUUUCCCAGUCAGACCCUGCUUCUGGCUCCUGCCAGUAUGAUGUUGAGGAGGUGGAGAAUCUGCUGCUGUGCAACCUUCCCUCUCUGUGUUAUCGUCUGUCAGACUGGCCCUCUCUGCUGUGUGAGGACCCGGGCCUCCAGCUGUGUGAAUAUAAAGGACCAAGGGCCACCCAGUACUGUCUGGUGAUAAUGUUACACCUUGCCCUGCAGCAAGGAGACAGACUACUCCCAGACCAGACGGUGUUCUCCAGUGUGGUGUGGCUGUUGCACUCCGUGCAGGCGCAGGGCAGCUGUGCGGUGCCUCGCUCUGUGCUCCGCUCUGCCCUCUACCUGCUGGCUGUGACACAGGACAAGAGCCCCAAUCUGGACGGGGCUCCUUUGAACUGCAUCAGCAGAGCACUCUACUCCUGCCAAAGCUUCUCCUCCCUCUACACUCACCACCCUGCACUCCUCCACUUCAUCUGUCGAUAUCCCGAGCUCGCAGAGAAAUUUGGGCCCCUGGUCCUGGAACACUGGUUGACCAAGCAGGCACAGCACACAGAUGCAGAGCAGACCACGGCGGGGAUACAGGAGACGGGGGAGAGGAGAGAGAGCCCUGCAGAGGAGAGGCAGGAUCAGCCAGACUCAGAAACUAAGGAGCUCCUGACUCUGAUAGAGAAGUUUCCGGCCGUCAUACUGACCCUCCUGGACAUGGUUUGUACCAGGGAGCCCCCGCUGGCAGAGCAAGCACUGAAUGUUCUGGAAGUUCUUCUGCGUGCGCAAAGAGACUAUGACGCUGACUUGUGCAGCAAUCUGAGGCCGGCCCUGUUGCAGGCUUUCCAGAGGCUGAGUGUGGAGAACAUGGGACAUGGACUUGGACAGGGAAACACUGUGCAUGCGGUGAACUCGCUCCCUCUGGUGCUGAAGCUGCUUUGUGUGACGCAGGCCAGUGACCCGCCUUCAUCGUCUUCCUACAGUAAGAUCGACGGAGUACACGUCAAGCUGCUCUACCACGUGAGUAAUAUAGCAGGGAGGUUGAAGCCCAGCGACACAGGAAGCCUGCUCCCAGCCCUCAGCUACCUGUACUGCUGCCUGAGUCUGUCCCCUGCACACUGCACUGACACAGCUGUCUCCAUGCUGCUCUCCAACAGUGGACUGAUGGACCAGCUGCAGACGGUCCUCUCCUCCUCCUCCUCCUCCUCCUCCUCCUCCUCCUCCUCCUCCUCUGCUCCAUCCCUCUCUCCAUCAGCCUGUCCUCCCUCAGCCCUGCUGUGCUGCAGCCAUCUACUCCUGUCCUCCCUCAUUACCUUGCAGCACGUUCACUCUGCUCAGGUCCAAAAGAGCGUCAGUUGGAGCCUGGACGCAGCUGUGCGGCGACUCCUUGUUCAGAAAAGAAACACAGACAAUCUCUUGCUGGUCAGCUAUUUGAGGUUGCUGCAGGCUCUACUUGAUGCCGACCUGGCAUCAGCAGUGGUGUGUCUGAGCACCGGUCCUGGUCUGGUCGGGCCCAGACCCCUCGAGGUGGAAGAUGGCGCUUUGUAUCCGCUUGGUUCCAGAGGAGCCCAGUGUCUCUUGACUGCUCUCAGUGGACUUCUUCUGCAGAAGCAGGAGUUGUUGCUGAGAGCUUCUGUGAACUGUCUGAGCUCCCUGCUGGGUUUCCUUCAGAGGCACAGCCCCACUACAGCAAAGUACGUGGUGUGUCAACCUUGGAGUCGAUUCCUCCUCUACUACCUGCUCAGCUCAGGAGAGAGCUGCUGUCUGCACCCUGCCAUUCUCAGGCUCAACACAAUUCUCCUGCAGCAUGGCAGUACAGCGGUGCUCUGGGAGCCUGACCUGCUGCAGGUGAUGGAGGCGGUGGAGAGGAGGGGGCUGAAGGAGCUCACAGAGGAGGCAGCACAGGCCCUCGGGCUGCUCCUCACACAGAUCCAGAGCAGUAUCCUGCAGCCACAGCUCUCAGAGGAGCACAAACAGCGAGUGAGGAGCAUGUUGGAGUCCCUCGGCCUCCUGAGACCAGCCGAGAGCCCCAGUCUGCCCAGCAACGUCUUACGCGUUGGAGACGUGUUCGUUUGUCUGUCUGACUUCACGGUGAAAGCCGAUGGAAAGUCAGGUGAUGUUUUAUAG